ACUCCCUCAACUCUGCUUUCUUGCUCGAAACCUACUGACACUCUGGGCGCGCGACAUGGGUUUUAUUGAAGGCUGGCUGGCCCCUGCGAUAUGCGCCUUGCCUUGGGGCAGGUGUAUGUCGGCUGAUGCGAUAUUCAGCGCCCGCGCCGAUGCAUCUCUUUGUCUUUGUGCGUAAUAUAGACCUAGGGACAUGUCUGCCAGCAAAUGCAACCUACGCCUGCAUAUUUCUGACCAUCGCGACGGUGAAACCCGCUGCCAUGUCUCGGUCGAACCUCAACAGCGCUGGCCACGACACGAAGGGAGUCCCGCUUGUGGACAUAGAGGGUGGACCGCCUCGCGGUCCCAGUCCGUACGCGUCCUUCCGUCGUUACAGAACGUGGAUAUCCGUUACGGACUUGGUGCAACCUACUUGGUGCGAACUGCUCUAUGACUACUCUCUGAGGUCCAAAGCCUAUCUGCCGCCUAGCCAGAGGCCGCAUGGCUUCAGGAGUGCGGAUGACAAAUGGAUCAGGAUAGACAAGACGAAUGCGGAGCAGAGCUAUCGUGUAACAAUGCGUGGAAGGUCUGAGCACAAGAAGUUGGAACGUCAGGCCAGUCUGCGAAAAGCGGACGUUCAAGCGCCGGAAGCGAAGGGCAAACUCGAGCAGUGGGCACUUCGCCUGGUACAAAUGCUGGAGGCGUUGCAUACGCUCAAAGAAAGCGGUCUAUGCCGCGAGAUGCCAGUGUUCGGCAUCAUCCACGACAACCUCGUCUUUGGACAAAUUGAUAAUUUGGUCCUCAAACCUUCGCUGACCGUCACGGCUGCGGCCGAGGUUCCUAUCCAAGUUCCUCCGGGUCCACCUAGCCAAAGAAAGCGCAAAGCAGCAGCAGCCAUGCUGGCGGAGAAAGCCAAGAAAGCCCGGGUACCUUCUUCCGAAGCAGACUACUCGGCCCCGUCAGUGCCUGCCGGAGUCGAUGCCAUAGCAGAAACGGCGGCACCAGUACCCACAGACGCGCAAGGACGUCCAACGUCGAUGCGAUACACAAUACAUCUGUCGGACACGAAGACGCGGACCACUCCUGACCUUCCUCCCGACGAGGACAGUCGAGCUCACCACCUCCAAGUGAUGCUCUAUCACCGCUUGUUGAGCGGCGCUCUUGCAAAACACUCGAACAGCACUGCGGGAGAACCAGCAACCUCUACGGCGCAGCCUCUGGAUUUCGAUGCGGUGUGGCGCAAGUUAUCUCUCAAUCCUCAGCAGCCCUUCUCUGACGCGUUCAUUCGUGAUGCGAGGCGUCUUCUUGAUCGUGGGACUCGUUCACCUACCAAAGGGGCCCCCGCGCAUGGAGCCGUCCCUGCUGACAACAGCAGCCCGGGGCGAAGCCGCAUCGCGUUCGAGUGUUUGAAUGACCUCGUCGCAUUGUGGCGACAUGCCGUUGAAGACUUCAACGUGGAUGGUGUAGACAAGACACUGACGUUGGAGUACAGGCUGCAGCCGUCUGAGCAGACUGACGCAGGCGUCUCCUGCGGUUCGCACUCCCAGGAUACACCGCCUUCUACCCAGGGAGAGACAGUAGAAGGUGGUUCUCAGGUAUCCGAAGAUACACUGGUUGGAACAUCACAAGAUACCGAAGCCACUGUGGCUACGGACGAGGGGCAGUCCACCCAGGUACUGUCCUCGUCGAACACCGUCAAUGACGUGCGAUCAGGCACUGGUCUUCUAGGCGUGAAACAGUUCACGAUGGAUGAUCAGCUGCUGGGCGACCAUCUGCGGAGUAUCUUACGAUGGUGGCAUGGACAGCGUCGAGCCAAGGGCGUACCACCGGAGUUGACCCGUCGGUGCGAGCAUUGUGACUACCAUGAAGAUUGCGAAUGGAGGGCAAGGGAUAAGUUGUAGGAGAAGGUAUUCAGUGAGAGUGGCUCCGCCGUACUCGUCGGAACAGAGGCUUCGAGAUGAACUUCACGGCAUGUAUCAUAAUGUGAUUCAUGCGCAUUGCUAGGGUCUUCGAUGUAAGGAGGCAAUGCUGUGAUGUGACUAUCUCGUAGGUUGACUGAUGUACAACAACGCAAGGAUACGGUCCAACGCAUAGGCGUGAAGUCACUCUUUCGAAGUUGGCAAUUACGAAUAUCAGGGUGCUGUGCGGAUGAAGAACCUAGGCACUGGUUCGGAUGGGAGAGUACCGGUUCAUCGGCGUCAGGCGUGGUAACUCCAGGACCCGUAUGUAUACAAGACAACGUCGUGCGACUGAAUAACACGACCUUCAAUUGCACU
Fomitopsis serialis is the source of this 2252-nucleotide messenger RNA. Its product is annotated as exonuclease V. The record is from RefSeq and is a predicted model, not a curated record. Gene Ontology annotation, cellular component: mitochondrion; nucleus. The transcript has 8 exons. NCBI's taxonomy places the organism in Eukaryota, Fungi, Basidiomycota, Agaricomycetes, Polyporales, Fomitopsidaceae. Gene Ontology annotation, biological process: interstrand cross-link repair. Bases 126 to 1877 code for a protein of 583 amino acids. Gene Ontology annotation, molecular function: single-stranded DNA 5'-3' DNA exonuclease activity.